AAGAAGAGCAAGUAAUUUAAUUUUUGUUUCAAACCGCUUUGGUUUCGGUGUUAUCAAAGCGGUUUGUUUCCCAAAUAAUAUUCUUCCACCACAAUGGCAACGAUUGGAAAUUCUGGUCAUCCAUUGAAGUGGUUUAAGGACCAGAAUGCGGCCAGAAAUUUGUGGGAAUGUGCAAUAUGUCUUGAGGUUUUAAAAGACCCUGUGCAAAUACGAGAUUGCGGACAUCAAUUUUGUGAGCUCUGUAUUGAAGAUAUUCUCAAGGUUGAUCCUCGAUGCCCUACAUGUAGAAUUGACAUAUCAGGUGCCAAGAUAUUUGAAGAUCAAGCUGCAAGGAGAAUGAUCAAUCAACUUGAUGUAAAUUGUUGUAAUGAAGGAUGUAGCUGGAUGGGGUGUUUAACCUCUUUACUACAGGAUCAUCAAAAUGCCUGCAAAUUUUUGAUCCGCAGUGCUGACAAUGUCAAUCAACUUGAUGUUGGCAAACUUGAGAAAAAACUUGAAACUCUCAUGAUGAACGUUUUUACCUUGGAAAAACAAGAAAAGAAGCAUGAAGAAGAUAUUAAAGAACUGAAAUUGAAGCAUGAAACUGAGUUGAAGAAAGUUCAGGAAAAGCAUGAAACUGAGUUGAAGAAGGUUCAGGAAAAGUAUGAAAAUGAUUUGAAACAGAUCCAUUUGAAGCAUGACGAAGACGUAAGAAUUCUUCGGCAUGAGAUCUUAGCAACUGCCCAUGCUCCAUCCUUGUCCAAGGUGCCUUUACAGGAGGCUGAACCAGCAUAUACUUGGAAAAUAGCAAACUUCACAAGGAAGCUUGCUAGAGCAAUAUCCGACAACGAUUGUGGUGAUCUGGAGAGUGAACCAUUUUUUUCUAGCCUUGGUUACAAAUUGAAAGUCUUGGUUUAUCUGAACGAAGGUCCGCGUGACAGAUCGGGAUACAUGGGAAUUUACCUCAUAUUAGUGAAAGGUGAUCGUGAUGGAACUCUUCCUUGGCCUUUCACAAAGAAAACUACGUUUAUUCUUGUUGAUCAGCAAGAUGACAUAGCGCAAAGACAAAACGUUGAACACAUUAUGGUCCCAGAGGGCGAAAAACAGUUUAAGAGACCAAGACAACGCGAGAAUGAAGGUUGUGGGACGAGUAACUUUAUCAAACAUUCAACUCUACGUUCUCGUCAAUACAUCAGAGACCACGCUGUGUUUAUCAAGAUCGUCGUUGAGCCAUAAAUUGCCAUAACGAUAACUGUAUUUGGCGGACUGAGAAAUCAGUUGUCUAGUACUGAUUUUCUUAACGAUAACAACAGUUAAAAAUACAAUUAAAUAGAGUUACGUUAAUGUGAGAUUAAAUUUUACAAUUACGGUUUGUUGCCAUGCAUUUGUAAAAUCGACGCAGAAAAAACUCUUUAUUAAUACCAGCGAUGAUCCUAUAUUUCCUUUUAAUCCUAUAUUCCCUUUCAGAGUCGUUAUUGUCAAUUUCGUACCUACACGUUUUUUAAGGUAGAAUAAUCCUGAAAAAAAUUUUUUUUUCUAGAAUUUUGAUAUUUUUCAGACAUGUUGUAUUAUUACUCUUUGAACCAUAACAAAGCUAGAAUCAGCAUCAAACUAUACUAUUUGC
Dendronephthya gigantea is the source of this 1603-nucleotide messenger RNA. RefSeq names its product TNF receptor-associated factor 2-like. Bases 94 to 1215 code for a protein of 373 amino acids. Gene Ontology annotation, biological process: positive regulation of JNK cascade; signal transduction; regulation of canonical NF-kappaB signal transduction. The transcript has 9 exons. The record is from RefSeq and is a predicted model, not a curated record. NCBI's taxonomy places the organism in Eukaryota, Metazoa, Cnidaria, Anthozoa, Malacalcyonacea, Nephtheidae. Gene Ontology annotation, cellular component: plasma membrane signaling receptor complex. Gene Ontology annotation, molecular function: zinc ion binding; protein binding.